Neoarius graeffei (lesser salmon catfish) is the source of this 1773-nucleotide messenger RNA. RefSeq lists its product as uncharacterized. The coding region runs from base 745 to 1602 and encodes 285 amino acids. The transcript has 9 exons. The record is from RefSeq and is a predicted model, not a curated record. Lineage: Eukaryota; Metazoa; Chordata; Actinopteri; Siluriformes; Ariidae.
GACUUGAGUUAGUUUGGACUGCCUGUUGCGGUGGCUGGCCACAGCCAACGAGCAAGUGGAAGAUAUGGAAACACCAAAUCAAGCAGCAUCUACUACAUCCCCCGAAACAACGGCUCCAAAGUACACGAACGCGUAUUGCCAGUUACGGAGCGGAACAAAGAAAAAAUAUGGCAGGCAACAGAUACACUUACCGAGAAUGCUGGAGACGAUGGCCCACACCCUUCUCAAUGCGUUGGCCAGGGCAAGCACUCCCACCUCCACCAACGCUGCACCCACCACUCCCAUCUUGACCCCUUCCCCAAUACCUACUUCUGCCGCCACUCCUUCCUCCACUGCUAGCCAUGCAAGCAGGAUAAAUAACGCAUUGAAACGUUUCCUUGUAUGUACUCUGGGGGGACUGGAAAUAGAGGAAAAGCUAGGUUUAAAACCCCCGACAAACCUCAGCAAGUCACAGAUCUGCCAAUUUUUGUCCUGCCUGGACCAACAACAGUGACCCCAAAGGGCUCAAGUGAGCUGGAGCUUGCCCGCAGGCCUGGGGAAGAAGGUGGUCCUGGUGCCAGAAAGUGCAAAGCAUUCUGAGAUUGUUUCACUGAUGGAGGGGGAGUUCACGAAGCUCAGGGCUCUCAUGGGAAGGUGGAUGUUUUGUAAAGCUACAGAUAUUCCACACAGAAAUAGACAUUGUAUUGUUAUGUACUGUGUUGAGAUCAGAAGCAUAUAUUGUGGUGUGGAAAACUCAUUUGGUAAAUGGCAUGUUCUUUUUUAUUAGGUGGAAGUGGCCAGAGAAAAUUGAACACAAUUCCAAUAGAUUCAGAAGGUUAUUCGGGCAGACAGCUCCGCGUGGCAUCGAACAACGGGAAAAUUGUAUUGUAUCUGGUUCCUCUCCAGGAGGAACUAGAAACUGCACCCCUGCCUUUUAGUUCCCCUGAAUUUUCAAAGAUGCCAAAGGUGGCCUGCAAUAACUGUUUGGAAACCAUCCCUUUGCAGAUGUUGGCACUACAUUCAGUGAACUGCCAGACAACUCAGGAGCAAACAGACAAGAUCAUCACAGAUGACGAUGAAGACAAUGAGGCUGAUGGUGAUGCAGUUAUUGACUGUACAGUGGAAAAAGGGGUUUGCCCUAUAUGCCAGCUAGAAUUUCCAGCCACAGAGCUCCCUCAUCACGCCAACACCUGUGCAGAAAGGUACUUCAAUACUGAGGAUUACAUGGACCCAAACCUUCCAUCAACAUCUUCAAAUACAACACUUCCCCCUCCAUCAGCUCAAACAACAGAGGGGUGGAAAACUGCAGCCCCAUCUGAAGCAGUGUGGCUCUUCAUGGAGCGCCUGAGGAGAGAAGGAGACCACCAGCCACUACAGCUGACUCUAAAUGCGGGGGACACUGAUGAGGAGCGGUAUGGCACACUUAUUUCAUUUUACAAGAAAAGCCGUGAGAUGUGUCAGUGGGCUGCGGAUUUCAGAUGCUCCAUAUUAGGUAUUGACACAUCCCUUACUCAUGGCAAAGUUUUAAUUUUGAAAUAUUUGGGUCUUGGGCUUUCAGUAUCACCGUGUGCCUAUCUCAGUUAUUACAUGAUAAUGGUAUCCCCUAUGUACACAAGAUCUUAAUUUACUUUCUACUUAUUUUUUUUUUUAAAUAAUACAAUUUCUACACAAAGACUAAUUUUUUUUCCCUUGUAAAACCUGAUUUCCUAACAGGGGAUGCUGCAGUUGGUGUCGGGGUCAUGAGAAACACACUAUCAACAGCCAUCUCGAAAUUGACAAGUGGCUUUAAGAAGA